AUGAUGAAAUUAAUCAGGACAUUUUCGAGAGUAAUUUCUGCGACUUAUUUCUUAGCUGUCACAUACUGGAUAAUAAAUGAUAGUGUUCCUUUAGUUGCUGACUACCCCAAGUAUUCUGAUCGCUUGACAAUAGCAGGAAUUACAUUUGUGUUUAGCAUUCUCACUCUUUUCAAUACAGUGUUAGGCCCGAUGAUUUUGCUGGGAUUCACACUUCUUAAUGGAUAUUUGAAAUACUAUGCCUGCCAAGAGCACAGUUUUAGAUGUUUAAAAGUAAUAGGCAUUGAUAUACUAAUUACUAGUCUCUUGGUGACUGUGCUUACAGAUCCUUGGCUGUUUUUAGGAAAUGAAAGAGUAGAUCAAGAAGUUAAAGACAAAAACGAGUAA
Molecule: messenger RNA, 384 nt
Organism: Blepharisma stoltei
Lineage: Eukaryota; Ciliophora; Heterotrichea; Heterotrichida; Blepharismidae
Source: the annotation of a GenBank genome assembly